Molecule: messenger RNA, 2776 nt
Organism: Ornithodoros turicata
Lineage: Eukaryota; Metazoa; Arthropoda; Arachnida; Ixodida; Argasidae
Product: mediator of DNA damage checkpoint protein 1-like
Exons: 2
Coding region: 176-2524 (782 amino acids)
Biological process (GO): regulation of DNA-templated transcription; telomere maintenance via telomere lengthening
Cellular component (GO): shelterin complex
Molecular function (GO): telomeric repeat DNA binding
Source: RefSeq, a predicted model, not a curated record
UCGUUUUUCACGAUUCAAAACGUGGUGACGCGGUAUUGCUAGUUCCGCGGUUCCGCUUUUUGUUGAACAGUACGCAGUAGUUCGCGGUACAAAUCACGGACGCCUGGCACCCAUUUGGCAAACGCCACCACCCAGAAGCUUACAUGUAAAUCCUACAGUUUAUGGUGCUGCAAAUAUGGAAAGCUACGACCACAGCAGCACCCUGUUCACAAAAAAGGGUGAACCGUUGUAUUUUUCCAUGGUCCCAUGUCCUGAACGGUCUGAUAUCCGGCAGAUAAUAGAGCAUGGAGGGGGAGAACUUGUGCAGCCAAGCAGAGUCGAAAACACCAUUAGGCUUGUACCUUCCGGUACCAGUUACGCUGACCAUCCGAGGUCUACGCUGUACUGUGCAUACAUUCGGGAUUGUGCAUCAAAAAAUGUGCUGUUGCCCCGAAAGAAAUACUUAAUCAAGCCCGUUGAGAGCGGUAGACCACGAAAUGAGAAGCCAGAGAAGGGCAAGCUGCGGGUAGUUAAGCAAAGGCUGGAAUACACCAUAGCCGAACAGGUCGCCAUGGCGAAAUAUGUGAUCGAAAAUCAAAAAACAAUGUCUGUUCACGGUAACAAACUUUACAAGGCAAUGGAAAAGGAUGGAGUUGUUCCACGCCAUACAUGGCAAUCCCUUAAAGAACACUACAUCAAAAAAAUAUUGCCUCGAGUUCACUCUAUCGUCCCACGUGAGCAACCUGACGGGUGGGUGACAAAGGAUAGACCAGCAGGACCGACGCGUGAUUCACAGUCGAGCAUGCAAGAACCACCAGAGGGCAGUGACGCACCACAAGCAACUCAACAGUGCCAAAGUACGUGUGAUGAGGCCGCAAACUCUCGGCGUUCUGUCCCCGAGAGUUCGGCGGAGGUGAACAUGGAAAACGAGUGUUCUACAAAGACGGAUAAGAAUCCGACAAGGAAAGUGAGACAGAAGCGACUGCUCAACUUGUCGCAGUGCGAUAUGAGUGCUUUGCUCAGCGGAAAUGUAACUGAGCCAGCUGGAGAACAGCGGAUGGAAGAGACUGGCGGUGGAGUGCAGUCAGUUGCACGAGAUUCGGAUCCUAGUUGUCGGACAGAUAAUUUUAGUCGAAAUGUUACUGAGCUAGCUGGAGAACAGCAGAUGGAAGAGACUGGUGGUGAAGUGCGGCCAGUUGCAUCAGAUUCAAACCCUUGUUGUCAGACGGAUAACUUUAGUGGAAAUGCAGCUGAGCAAACUGCUGAACAGCAAAUGGAAGAGACUGGUGGUGAAGAGCAGCCAGUUGCAUCACAUUCGAGCCCUUGUUGUCAGACGGAUAACUUUAGUAGAAGUGUAACUGAGCCAACUGGAGAACAUCAGGUAGAAGAGAUUGGCAAUGGAGUGCAGCCAGUUGCGCCAGAUUCGAACCCUAGUAGUCAGUCAGAUAACGUUAGCGGAGAUGUAACUGAACCAGCUGGAGAACAGCAGAUAGAAGAGAGGUGCAGUAGAGUACGGCCAGUUACACCAGAGUCAGACCCUAGUAGCCAGUCAGAUAACGUUAGCGGAGAUGUAACUGAGCCAGCUGGAGUACAGCAGAUAGAAGAGACGUGUGCUGGACUGAAGCCAGCUGCACCAGAGUCGGACCCUAGUAGUCAGUCAGAUAACGUUAGCGGAGAUGUAACUAAGCCAGCUGGAGAACAGCAGAUAGAAGAGACGUGCGCUGGACUGAAGCCAGCUGCACCAGAGUCGGACCCUAGUAGUCAGUCAGAUAAUGUUAGCGGAGAUGUAACUAAGCCAGCUGGAGAACAGCAGAUAGAAGAGACGUGCGCUGGACUGAAGCCAGCUGCACCAGAGUCGGACCCUAUUAGCCAGUCUGAUAACUUUAGCGAAGCUGUAACUGAGCCAACUGCUGAACAGCAGAUAGAAGAGACUGGUGGUGAAAUGCAGCCAGUUGCAUCACACUCGAGCCCCAUUAGUGAUACAGAUAACUUUCAGUUAAACCUUGCAACUCCAAACUCUGAGGCUUCCCAAGGCUCUCCAGCAAGUUCAGAGGGAAGUGAUGCAGGCGCAGAGACUGAAUCAUUGCCUUCGUUAUCAAGUACGAGCGAUACUGAAACUGAUGUCGAGGACUCCGAAACAGACGACGGACGUCAUGGGGCUGCUCCUGCUUCACCAGCACUCUCUAGCCAGCAAGAUACUGUCAGCCUUCCAAGAUGCAACUACCCUGACAGUGAAGCCAGACCAAGUGGUGGAGCCGUGCUCACGGAUGAAACAGCAGUGCUCAUCCGGGCCACGAUUGAGCAUCUGGAAACUCAACUACGUGACAGUGCAGAUGAACGGCUCCAACACGAAGGAAGGUGUCAGCCAAUCUGCAAGUGCAGAAAGAGUGGUUUCUACAGCCGUGUGGCGCGCGCCCUCAUAUCCAACAGGGCCGUUCUUGCCUACCACACCGAGUUUACCGAGGAGAACUGUGUCGAAAACGGCACCGUGCUGCUAGCUGAGCUCUUGCUGCGGAGAUGUGAAGCUGGAGUUCGCAAGCAGUAGCUGUUUAGCAGUUUGUUUCACUGUUAAUGGUCUUGCUCUAGUCCACGGUUGUGAUGUACAGCUUACCCCCUAUAUGUAUGUGAGCUUGAGAAAAUAUUUUGAAUCUUGUUGCAAAAUUUUUGAAAGUUUUUAAAGUUUUUUAAUAUAUUGAAAGGAUACAGAGGUGUUCCAGGGAACAUUUAAAAAUUUGUGUAGCUCCUGUCUUGUUUUAGAACCUUAUUGAGCAAACAAUAAAGCAUAAAUUUGAAAGUU